AUGUCGCAAUCAACAGCGAGGGCGUCUCCUAAGCGACCACCGCAACACAAGCAUCCUCAAGGUCACCACAACGAUUCUUCCAUCGCCCUUUCGGAACAAUAUCAUGAGCAAGGCUGCCGAUCUCGCGACUCAGAAUGUAUCAUCAGUGCAUCUUGUGUGGGGUGCGCAUCCAACCUCAACCUGACCCGCCUGAGGGACGACUCAUCUGGCGCUCUACGAUCCGUGCGGAAUGAGCUUGAUUCCUUUGCAGACCUUUUCCAGGGCUGUUCUGACGACGCCCGAGACUGCUUCUCCCAGUUCCCCCUGGAAGUGAACCAAUUGAUCUUUAACUUCCUACCAUCUCUGGACCUCUGCAGUCUCAGACUGUCAUCGAGACAGAUAGCAUGUAUUGCCAGACCGGCCUAUCUUCCUCAGUCCUUUUGGGCAAGCCGCUUUGCGACCGACAAGGAAAUGAACUUCUUCUCCCUGCAGGAAUACUUUUCAAACCCAGCGCGCUUCGACAAUUGGCGAUUGCUGUAUGCACAGGUUCAGCACACACUGCGGGACAAGACUCUCAGCGGGUACUUUCGCAACCGGCGCCGGGUCUGGCAGUGCGUGGGCCACCUCACACAGUGCUUGGUUCCACUCCUUGAACAAACUCGAAGUCUACGGUCCAGCAACAGCCUUGAAACAGAGCUCGGCUCACAAGGGUAUUCAAUUGGUCAAGAAUCGCGAAGAGUUGUUCAAGAAGAUGCUUCAGUGAUCAGGGGCAAGGGAAUACGCUUAUUUGGGAAACAGUCACUUCUUUUCCGUGCCGUAGGCUACGAAGCCAAGACGAUUCAAAUAUCAGUAUCCUUCAUCACCUUUGAUUGCGCCGAAUACGUCAGUGGAAUGAGAGUAUUUGAUCGAUCCGUUACCGGCUCCAUAACGGAACUGUCUCGAGCUGGCCUCAUCAUGCCAUAUUCUGAAGAAUCGAUCGUCAUCACGCCAAACGACCAACUGAUAGGCAUCCAAGUCGCAAGUUCGUUCACCGGAAUCGUCGGAGUCAGCUUUCUGCUGCAAGAUGGAGAUGGGCCAACCAUCCAGAGAGCCGCUGGAACCGUCAACAAUCCCGCGGAGGGCGUUGGAAUUACUACUCUACGUCCAAGGGUUGGCCAUAAGCUGUCUGGAUUGCUCAUCGGUUUUGAUGCCUGCAAAUUCGUAUCGUUGAAGUUGUUAGAGCUUCAGAUCGAUCAUGGGCCUUCGAAAAGCGGCCGAAGCGGCGGAACAUGUCUUGUGCCUUGGUACUGGCAUCCUGCUGAACCCGACCACAGCCACAUGGCAAUGUCGCUUCACAUGCCUGAAGCGGAAAAGGGAUCAUGGAUCCCGACUUUUGCAUUGGACAUGAACAUGGGAGGUACUGAUGGGAGUCGACUGUCCCGCCUCAAUCGAAUUGUAGCUCUCCAUGACGACCGUGGUGGCUUCUUUCGGGGGUUUGCUUUCUUCUACACGAACGGAAGCAAAGAAUCUUUUGGAAUGAGGGAAGUCUUAGACUCUGCAAGCAAGCGGUGGACCUGCAUCGAGCAGUCAAUUGCGCUGGAUGGUCCUGGAGGAGAGAGAAUCGUCAAGCUAGGAUUCGUGCGUCUGGGCGACCGUUGCCAGGUCAUCAAGGAGGAGUGGUUUCUCUCCUCCGCUGGGAGGAUCAUAACGGGAAUUCUUGCGACAGCGCAGCUCCCAUAUGGGUCUCUUCAUUCCUUCGGCCUCCGUUGUCUUGCUGACGUGCCCGACGCCAGCCUCGACUCUCGGCCACGACCCCCUCAAAUAACACGCACCUUUCCUAUGAAACAGCCUCAUGCGAGUCAAGCCCCCCAGGCUCUCCAAAGAUCCAACAGCUGUUUCACGUCUGUCGUGUUGUCCAAUAUCCGACGCAUUGGGGUGUCCGUCGGGAUUCCUGGUCGAACACGCGGCCCUGAUCAUGUCUCCGGGCUUUGCUUCGAGUUUUGGGACUCUAAAGUACCGGUGUAUGUUGGUCAAUGGUUCCACGAGGUUCGCAGCUUACCUGUUGGGCGCCGUGAAAGGAUUACCGGCUUCACCUUCUGGCAAGCACAGGAAAGCCAUCCAAACAAUGCUGAAUUGGAAAACAGCGGCAGGAUCACUGGGAUCAAGAUUUCGAAAUUGACUCACGGGCAUCAAGAAAUUGCGUAUAGUUUCGGGGGUAAAGAUGACAUGCUUGUGUACUCUUUUCUUGCGAACUCCUACGAGACAUUGACCGGCCUUGCAUGGAGCUUUGAUCACCAGUGUGACUACAUCUACGCCCUCACUCAGCCUCGUCCAGCAACCUCUUUGAUGUUACACGACAUUGCCGACGGCCGAAUGCCGGGUAAGCUAUUCUGGGAGUUUCAGGACGGCAAGGGAAACUGGCUGCAAGUUUCUGGCAUUCACACGUUUUUCACUGACAGCAAACUCUCGGGACUCGUAUUCGAGUACGGAAACCCUCGGAUCUACAGACAAGUUGGGGGGAUUGAGGGAAACAGAGUUUCGAAGAAAUUGGAAGAAGGGGAAUUGAUAACUCGAAUCGACAUUGUGAAAUUAUCACAUGGCGUGGAAAUGCCCUCUUCUAGAGGCAUCAUCAAGUUCAUCAAAGAAAGUGUGAAAGGAGUCACUGGGCAGCUCCACACGAGCAAGAAUAGGAAACUCAGCCUCCAGGAUGUCUCAAACGCCUACGCGGGACAGGGGUGCUUGCAACCGUACGAAUUUGGUGAUCCUCACGGUAAAGAGACGCCUGGCACACCAGCUCGCAAAGCGACUUUGGCCACGCUGUCGGAGACGUGUGGAGGGACGUGCGUCGGUAUUUGGGUGACGAUGAAUGUCUUCCCGAGAGCCACGGGUAUCGUGAGAAGGAUUGGACCAAUUGUGCAGAAGAAGUUACGAGAACUCUCCUCUUCUCAUAAACAUCAAGAAGUUCUUCUUUGUGGUAACAAACCGGGGGCGACAAGUGACAGUGUGGACGAAAUGCCCAAAUGUUAA
Molecule: messenger RNA, 2985 nt
Organism: Fusarium vanettenii 77-13-4
Lineage: Eukaryota; Fungi; Ascomycota; Sordariomycetes; Hypocreales; Nectriaceae
Exons: 10
Coding region: 1-2985 (994 amino acids)
Molecular function (GO): protein binding
Source: RefSeq, a predicted model, not a curated record